Molecule: messenger RNA, 5021 nt
Organism: Chelonoidis abingdonii (Abingdon island giant tortoise)
Lineage: Eukaryota; Metazoa; Chordata; Testudines; Testudinidae
Gene: SPRY4
Product: sprouty RTK signaling antagonist 4
Biological process (GO): negative regulation of Ras protein signal transduction; animal organ development; negative regulation of fibroblast growth factor receptor signaling pathway
Cellular component (GO): cytosol; membrane
Source: RefSeq, a predicted model, not a curated record
GGAAGCUACUGCUGCUGACAGCACAGCACUUGCAGGUCCUUCUCUGAGACCCAUGGUGUUUCGUGCCAGAGAUUUGCAGGUCCAGCCCCUUGAUCUGUCUCGGAUUUAGGAUUAACUCGCCUGCUGAGAGAUGGUCUUGUCUGAGCUGUUUAAAGACACUUAAAGCAGUUUUGUCCCCCCCCAGUGGUGAAGGACACUCUGACCAAUGGAGCCCCGGAUUCCCCACAACAUAACUGUGGUGCCAAACUCCGUCAUGGUACAGCCGUUACUGGACAGUCGGAUCCCAUAUGGGAGGCUGCAGCAUCCGCUCACCAUCCUGCCCAUUGACCAGAUGAAGACUACUCACGUUGAGAAUGACUACACCGACAAUCCCAGCCUUGCCCAGCUGGCAGCACAGAAGCGCCCCCGAGGCCACCAUGAACCCGCGCUGAUCAGCCAGCACCUGCAGAGAUGUGAGCAGGAUGUCACCCACCCCUGGAUCUCUUUCAGUGGGCGGCCCAGCUCCAUCAGCAGCAGCAGCAGCACGUCUUCUGACCAAAGGCUCUUGGAUCACAUGGUGCCAGCCCCCGUGGUGGAUCAGUCCUCCCCGAGAGCGGUCCGGAUACAGCCCAAGGUGAUUAAUUGCAAACCCAUGGAUCUGAAGGGACCCAUGUCUCAGGAGCUUGACAAGCACUUUUUACUGUGUGAAGCCUGUGGGAAAUGCAAGUGCAAGGAGUGUGCCCUGCCAAGGACUUUGCCUUCUUGCUGGGUGUGCAACCAGGAGUGUCUCUGCUCUGCACAGAACCUGGUCAAUUACUCCACGUGCAUGUGUCUGGUGAAGGGAGUCUUCUACCACUGCACUAACGAGGAUGACGAGGGUUCCUGUGCAGACCACCCCUGCUCCUGCUCCCAUUCGAACUGCUGUGCCCGCUGGUCUUUCAUGGGUGCCCUCUCUCUGGUCCUGCCUUGCUUGCUGUGCUACCUGCCAGCCACCGGCUGUGUGAAACUGUCCCAGAGAUGCUACGACCAAGUGAGCCGGCCUGGAUGUAGGUGUAAAAACACAAACAGUGUCAUCUGCAAGGUGGCGCUGGAUGGCAAAGCAAGCAGGCCAGAAAAGCCUUUCUGACCAUUUUGGGGGGUGGAGGGUGGGGGCAAAGCAGGGGGAUAUGAGAAAGGUGGAAGAGACACCAAAGGGGAGGUUAUAACCUGUGUUCUGGGGAUAACAUGUGUUAGCCUUUUGCCAUCAACAGAGAAAGCUGAAGUAACUAUUUUCCAUAAACUGAAGCACUUUGGGUUAUUCAGGGUUUUGGAUUUGAUUAUCUAAAGUUAAACAGAAGGGGGCCAAUGGAGGAGGAUUCUUAAUACUUUACAGAACCCAGGCUGAAAAGUAACAUAGACUACAGAGUACAGCUGCUUAAAAAGUCUUUUCACCAUCUGGUUCAUAGUGCUGGUUGCUCGCUGUGCCUACAUCCAGCAAGAAUAAUUAACUAUUAGCUUGGCAGGCACAUCAGCAGAAGCAAUAUUCACUUUCAUUCACAAAAGAAUAGUGGAUUCAGAGUAGGGUGGGUUUUCUUCCUUUUUCAACUCUGAUUUGUGACCAGCAGCUGUUGAAGGUAAAGGGUUAACCUUUUUCUCUCCACUUGACUCUUAAAAGUGCCAGUUGAGUACAAAGUAAAUGUUUUCCCAAAGCUUUUUCCUUCCCCCUUCCAGAACAGAUUUUGAAAUAGAAAUAAUUUUUUCAAAUCACUUUCUGUAACUGUCAUUGCCAUUUAGGUAUAUUUCUAUUCCUACCCCAACCAUCACGUUCCCCUUUUGAUGCCAAUUUUAUUUUCUGAUGGAGGUAGUGAUGGAAUCUCUCUCCCCCUCACCUCGCCUCAAUAAGAGGACUAUGGGCAUAAUGUGUUCUUCCCGACUUUCUUUCCCCCCCAUGUCAAUUUCUUUUGAAAUUUUACUUUGUCACUUUGCUAGUGAGCCUAAGUCUGUAGCCUCAGAUGUCACAUUUAGUAGAUUUUAAAAAUGUAUUAUUAUAUCAAUAGUAAAACUUUUUCCAAGGGGCUUUGAAUGAAUUUGACUUCUGUAGUGUUAUUUCUUGCUCAGCAAAUGCUGAUGUAGAAGUCUCACUAAACUGAGAAAUUACCCCCCCCCCCCCUUCUCAAACUGUAGUAGCAAGGUCAAGAAAAACUGAGCACAAUACACAUGUACAUAUUUUUUUUAAAUGAACAUCAAUCCAAUACCUGUUCUCAUGGAACAAGCUCUUCAGAUCUACUUUGCUGAUAAUAUUAUGGACUCAUUUUUUUGGCAGAAUGACAUUUUGCUUGAAGUAUUUUUUUUCCCCUUUAUUUCUAUUGCUGCUGCUCAACUUUUGCCUUUUCUGUAUAAUAGUGUGUCUUUGUAAAGUGUAAAUAGAGAAAUUAAAAAGUGUCUAUUUUAGUGUUAAUGAGUACUGGGGGAAGUCAAGGGUGCAUAUUUAUGGAACCUUGCCCUUGGUUUUCAGUAGCUGAUGAUCAUAGGCUAUGUCUGUGCACUCAUACAAGGGCCAAGUCUGCACUUCCUUAUGCUGCAGUAACCCCUUUCUCUUGACAACUGCAAGGUGCUAAACAAAAAAUGUUGUUCUAACAUGCAACAAAUCAAAUAGAUAGGUACUUGUUGCAUGCUGAAAGUUGAUCUAAUCUGUGUGUGUGUGUAUUUUUUUUUUAAUUAGAGGAAAUGUACUCCGUAAAUGCAUAGCAAUGACAGAGAAAUGCCAUUUUUAAUUAGAUAAGCAACAGGCAAAGCUUAUGUAGCAUUUUCCAGAAAUCACAUUUGCUUAGUUGCGAUACAAUUGCUGUUUUGUUUUUUCAAAAUGUACUCAUUGGAGCUUUUUUUUUUUUUUUUUUUUUUUUUUACUUAAGAAUUCAUUUGAGUGGGUGACUUUUUGUUAAGUUUAAUUGUAGAUAUUUAUUAAGUGGGGGAUUGUUUUUUUAAAAAAACUUCCUUUUUAUAUUUAUAGCAUUAGCUGGCUUGUUUAUGGUAAAUCAUAGAAAAGGUAUACUGUAUCUAUGUUACCAGAUACUGAUUCCUGUAGCUUACCCUCACCAGGAAGACACUGUGUGUGCAGUGAAGUGGUUUGUAUGUUUAAUCUUGCACAAAUCAGAGGGAACCUUGCAGAGAAAAAAGAAAAGAACCCCAAACUGGUUAAACUGCUGGUUGAAUGUAUAAGGCAUUGCUAUUUAAUGGAAUGAUAUAUCAUUUCAAGUAUAAAUGGGCUAAAAGAUGCAGCAACAAGCACAGAGAUCUAUAUCAGCUAUCUUCCACCUUGAAUAUAUGCAGCAUCCAAAUGGCCACCAUCUACACAUUUUCUGUUUACCCCAGGCCCUAGCUUAGUGCAGUAGGGUCUCCUAGUGCAAAUUUGCAGUAGAAAUUCUGUUGGCUGUCUGUAUGUUACUGCAAGCAAACAUAACAUUUGAAUGGUCUCCACUGUGCCACUCCACACUUGUGUGCACAUGUAAACACACACAAAGCAAUUCCAUAUUCUUACGUUCUCCUUUAAUGAAGAGGACCUCCAGCAACUUUUACUUUCAUUGUACAUAGCUGUAAUCUAUUUCUUUGUUGGCUUCUUUUAAUACACAAAUUCAGCUAUAACGUAAGCUGAUCCCAUGCUGGAAGACUGUAAAGCAUUAGUGGAUGCGUUGGUGCAGUGGUAAAUGUAGCAGAAUGAAGCUCCUUGUAUUCUUCGAGUCCUGUUGGUGUAGCAAUCAGUCGGCAUGUUUCACCAGCUCUUUGCCUGAGGCAUAGCAACAAAGUUGUUGAGCUUCUUGCAUAGCAUUCAAAAGAUUCUGGGUUAGACCAGGCGAGAGGAGCCUUGACAAUAUGACCCUAUUCCUUUUAGAUGCCUUUGGUUGCUGUGCUGAAGGAGGGUAUUUUUCCAGCCAACAAUUGAGUUUCCCCUUUUUCCUCCAAUUCCCCCCACCUUCACUUUUAAGGGACAUACUCCCACUUUGAUCUCAUGCCACUCCAGAGACAUAAAGCAUACAGGGACAUUCUAAUACGCCAUCUAAAUGUGGGCUAGGCUAGAGCCACACCUAGUUUUCAUAAAAUAAGCUGCCUACCUCUCAUGCAGAGAAAACAGAUCCUGACAUGCAACAUGGUUUGUCAUCCCUGCAAGCUACCCCACUCUUUUAGGCCAUGUCUAUGCUACAGGGACUCCAGCAGCAUAGCUGUGGCACCACUACUAUGCCAGCAUAGCCCCCUACUGUAGAUGUAGCCUGUAGUGAGGGAAGGGAUUUUUUCCAUUGGUUUAGGAACAUCACCUCUCCAAGUGUUGGGAGCUAGGUUGAGAGAAGCAUUCUUCUAUCUCCCCUGUCUACUUAGGGGGAUUAAGCAGCAUAGUUACAGCACUCAGGCAUGGCUGUUUUACACACCCUUGAGCACCAUAGCUAUAUCAACCGAAGUACAGACCAGGAGAAUGACUGCUGACUAGGCCAUAUAAGUAUGAACUCUAUGUCACAAUCCCUCGGGCUACUGUCUGGUCAUGUUGGCAUAGUGCCAGAGGGAGCUGGCUCCUAUCCUCAUGAACACAAGUGGGAGUAAGGCACCUGCUGAGAGGACUUGCCUAUUUUGUGCAUCCAGAAGAGUUUUUAAUUUGCCUCUUCUAUGUACCCACUGCAGGGGAAGCAAAGGUAUUCCCUCAGAGCCAUGCUAUGGUGUGAACAGAACAGUGCUCUGAAAGGAGGAAGGGCACAGGAUCUGGCACAACACUUAAGUUUUACUGUCUUUUGAAAGCGCUUUCUCAUUGCUUUUAGUAAACUAAUAUCUCUAGUUUAUUUCCUCAGUUUCUGUCUCUUGCAGCACUGGGAAUUUUUUUUCUUUCACGGUAUGAAAAGCUGUUCAAGGAUUCCCUCCCCUACCAACCAAUCACCUCCCCCCCCCACACACACACACACACAUACCCCAAAAGUUACUACAGAAGGUUUCCUUUGUAUAGAAUAUUUAUUUUGAAGCUCUAUUUUAAUAGUAUUUAUUUUAGAAAGUCUACUAUUGUAAGAGUUCUUCUGUUUGUGAAG